Molecule: messenger RNA, 1012 nt
Organism: Paralichthys olivaceus (Japanese flounder)
Lineage: Eukaryota; Metazoa; Chordata; Actinopteri; Pleuronectiformes; Paralichthyidae
Gene: lyve1a
Product: lymphatic vessel endothelial hyaluronic receptor 1a
Biological process (GO): cell adhesion
Cellular component (GO): plasma membrane
Molecular function (GO): hyaluronic acid binding; transmembrane signaling receptor activity
Source: RefSeq, a predicted model, not a curated record
AAUCAACUCUAUUUAACCCUGUCAUUUGGCUCAGAGACACAUUAACUGUGCAGCACUUGUCAUCCGUCUCCACUCGCAGCAGUCAUGAAUAUGAUCUGGCUUUUCAUCACGUCUGUGUUGUCCAUUACUUCAGUCAUCUCUGGUCAAAAAACUGACACCAGCAACAUCAAAGUGUUUCCAGCAAUGAAUCAAACCAUUGCUGGAGUUUUCCAGGUCAGCUCCUUAAAUCACCUCAACCAGCCUCACUAUGCCUUCAAUGCCUCUGAAGCUCGGAGACUCUGUCUGUCCCUUGGAGUAGACAUCGCCUCAAAAGCACAAGUGAACAAGGCGCUCACCAGAGGAUUAGAAACAUGCAGGUUUGGAUGGAUUGAUGAACAUUUUGCAGUCAUUCCCCGCAUCAAGCCACUUUCCACCUGUGGACAAAGCCGGACAGGUUUGGUGAUAUGGCGAGCCUCUGUGACAAAACAUUUUGAUGUCUUCUGCUUCAAUGAAUCAGAUGCAGAAACACAGUUGCAGGAUGCAACAACUACCAGCCCUCUGAGCAGCAGCGAUGACUCAACACACUCCACCCAGACGACACGGUCUACGUCUUCCUCCUCCUCCCCUCACUCCUCUUCCUCCUCAGCUCCUCAAACCAGAGACACUGAGGCAGAACCAGCCCGAUAUGGCAGCAGUGCACAGCGCUCUGCAGGAGGAAAGGUUUUACUCAUCACCUCAAUCUGCGGCCUUCUUCUUACUGCAAUAAUCAUCAUUGUCUAUUUGAAGUCGAGAAGGUUUUGGUCUCAGAGCUCUGACAUGAAGCAGAAGCAGGAGUACAUCGAGACAGAGGACUGCACGUGUGUGAAGAGUGUGGAGCAAACCGAGGAAGACGCUCAGGACGAGGAGAAGAUACAAGUGGAAGACGAGGACAAAGAGACAGAUUUGUCUGAUAGUGAUGUAACAGAAGGACCGUAACGUGCAUUUUAUUUUUGCCCAUGUUGCACAGGAUGUGUUUAUUGUUUGCAAUCGUCUG